AUGGCCGCUGCGGAGACCUCGGGCACGGCGAUAGGGUCCUCGGGGAGAUGGGCACUCCACGGCAAGACAGCCCUCGUCACCGGCGGCACCCGCGGCAUCGGGCGUGCGGUAGUGGAGGAGCUGGCGGCGCUGGGGGCGACCGUGCACACAUGCUCCCGGAAGGCGGAGGAGCUCGGCGAGCGCAUCAAGGAGUGGGAGGCCAGGGGAUUCCGCGUUACCGGCUCCGUCUGCGACCUCUCUGAGAGGGACCAGCGGGAGCGGCUGCUCCGCGAGGUCGCCGACCGCUUCGGCGGCAAGCUCAACAUCCUCGUAAACAAUGUAGGAACAAACAUAAGGAAACCAACUACUGAAUUUACUGCAGAGGAAUACUCGUUUGUGAUGGCUACUAAUCUUGAAUCUGCAUAUCACUUGUGCCAAAUUGCACAUCCUCUUUUGAAAUUAUCUGGGUCAGGCAGCAUUAUAUUCAUAUCAUCUGUUUGUGGAGCGGUGGCCGUCUUUAGUGGAACUAUAUAUGCUAUGACUAAAGGUGCCAUUAACCAGCUAACCAAGAACUUAGCAUGUGAAUGGGCAAAGGACAACAUAAGAGCCAACUCUGUUGCUCCAUGGUACAUCACCACUUCACUUACGGAAAGACUUUUGGCAAAUAAGGAUUUCGAGGAACAAGUUGUGAGUCGGACUCCGCUUGGACGUAUUGGAGAACCUGAAGAAAUAUCGGCACUAGUUGCUUUUCUUUGCAUGCCGGGUUCCACUUAUAUUACCGGCCAGACGAUUGCCGUUGAUGGAGGUAUGACUGUGAAUGGGUUUUACCCAACCAAGCCCUAG
This is a messenger RNA of Miscanthus lutarioriparius, 822 nucleotides long. Lineage: Eukaryota; Viridiplantae; Streptophyta; Magnoliopsida; Poales; Poaceae. The record is from the annotation of a GenBank genome assembly.